CACCUGUUUGAUCGUUUUGACCAAUGGACGUUAUAACCUGGGGCCGUUUUGACUGUAAGCCGUUUUUAGUGUAAUGUAACCUACACCUAACGAAAACGUAGCAGAGUGAUGAAAAUUUGACUUGAUUCAUUCUGUGGUUUAUUUUGCAGAGAAAUGUAUCGAUUUGAAAGCCAAAAAGGCACUGGUUGACAUACAGACUAAAUUUGCACGUUUGGAGCAUGGAUUUGUUGACAGUAUUGGUGUUCACAUUAUUGACAGGGGUCAUGGGAUAUAGUUCUAUACCCCCCAGCACUUCAUGCAGCUCAAUGACGCCAGAACACUCCCCUUCUGCACAGACAACAGCCAACCCGUACCAGCUUGUUAUCUCCAAAAAUACAUAUUCACCAUGUGAUCAAAUUCAAGUAACAUUACAAGGCCUUGAAGCUAGCACACAGUUCCGAGGAUUCAUGAUACAGGCUCGAUCAGCUGCUGAUUCAUCAACUUACACGACGUAUGGAUCAUUUGCUACAGCCACUGGUGUGGGAAAUCCAUGCGAAAGGGCAUCUGCCACACAUGCUAAUACGGGAAAGGUUGAUAAAUCGUCCAUAAACCUCAAUUGGACGGCUCCAAACUCUGAUGUUGGCAACAUAGUUUUUGUGUAUACAGUGGUACAGAAUUAUGCAACAUACUGGGUCAAACAACAAUCAUCAACAUUGACUUACCUGGCUGGUGCAGGGACCUUAUGCAAUACCGCUGCCACAACCACAGCGAGUGGAUACACAGAAGGAACCAUCACUCGUCCCACAGAUUGUGGAAAAGUUAUCAGCUGCUUUCAUGAUGGCUGCAAGGGAGGCAACUGUGAAUUCAUGCUGACCUGGAAGGAAACUGGGGAUGACAUACUAUUCUCCCUUGCCUGCAAAAGACCUCAGAAUGCAUAUUGCGCAAUAGGACUGUCUAAAGAUGAGAAGAUGGGUGAUGACAGUGUAUUUGAGUGUGUUUCCAAUGGUGGUCAGGUAGACGUGUACUUAUCCUAUAAUUCAGGGCGCACCAACAGCCGUUUGGAUCAGCCAAAAUUUGGUUUAUCUGAUGUCACUACUUCAUCCAAAGAUGGAGUCAUUACCUGCAAUUUCAAGAGAAAAAAGGUCGCUCCAUCCAACACCGGGCGUAGAAAACGAGCUGCUAGCGAUGCCUCUACAUUCUUUGACCUGAAUAGCGACUUUACUUUGUUUUACGCCAUUGGUUCAGCAUCGUCAGGCAUCCUGAUAAAACACAGUGCCAGCCCGCUGGUGUCGAGUCAGGUGGCAGACUUCCAGAGCAUCCAGGAAAUAGGGGGCUCUAGGACAGGAGGAAACCUUGUUAAAGCGCAUGGCAUUUUAAUGGUGAUAGCCUGGAUGUUGCUGGCCUCUUUUGGCAUAUUUUCUGCACGAUUCUACAAAGAUGUGUGGCCUGAAGGCUUUGAGUGGUUCAGCCUGAAACGAUGGUUUGUGAUCCACAGGGCCUGUAUGGUCACUGUAUUCCUGCUCACGGCAAUAUCCUUCAUCAUCAUCUUUGUGCACGUCAAGGGAUAUUCUGAGAUUACAGACUCCACCUAUGCCAAGUCCCAUCCAAUACUAGGAAUCAUUGUCAUGGCCUUAACACUCAUAAAUCCUAUCAUGGCCCUGUUCAGACCUCAUCCUGGGACCCCAAAGAGACCGAUCUUCAAUGUGGCCCACACACUGGUGGGAGUUGGUGCUCAUGUGUGCUCAAUUGUAAAUAUUUUCUCCGGAACUGCGCUUGCUGCAGCCAAGACGCCCGACAAUGUCAGAAUCGUACUUUGGGUGUACGUGGGCUGGCUGUGUAUGGUAGAUCUGGUCUGUUAUAUCUACGCAUGCAAAACUAAACCAGCGUCUGUCAAAAAAGCGCAAACUGUGCCUACUGCUGAAGCUGAUGGAAGCCCAGCAGGUGGAGACACAGGGAAAAUGCCCAUCCUAGGAUCUAGCAAGAAAGGAGAAAGUUUUGAGUUGAACAACACUGCUGGUGAUAAUGAUUCAUCAUUUCAACAAGCCGGUGUGAAGUCAUUCAAGGUCUGGGUGUUGGCUGUACAAGGCAUUGGGCUAUUCAGUCUGUCUCUGGCAGUCAUCAUCAUUGUUGCCAUUGGCGAAAGUGACGAAAUGUGAAAUAUGGUUGACAUAGGUGGCAAUGCCAACAACAACCCAUACCUACCGCCAGAUAUGGGCACUGUAAUCUCAUUUCUGUUGUCUCUUAAUAUUAAUCUACAAUAAAUUUAAUAUACUUGCCUCAAUAUAUUUUAGAAGAAAAGAAAUCAUUUCUGCAUGCAUAGCAGAAGCUUCAAACAUCUGAACCUUCUUUGUAUAUAUAUAUAUAUAUAUAUAUAUAUAUAUAUAUAUAUAUAUAUAUAUAUAUAUAUAUAUAUAUAUAUAUAUAUAUAUAUAUUAAACAAAAAUAAAGAAUAACAAGAUAAAAUACAUUAGAAAUUAAACAAACAAAAUACAUGAGUAUUUGAAACAAGUAGGCUUCAAUAAUUAUCAUUCUUUAAGAGAGCACUUAAUGUUAUUUCCUGCCUAAGAUGUUAUGGUAUACUCAAUUCUAAGUUAUAAUUGUCAAUACUUUGCAGUAUUUUAAGAAUUAUGAUGGUAUUUAUUUGUUUUACAUGCAAACUUUACACCUGUUUUACUAAUAUGGUUGUUAUGUAUUAUUAUAUAAAGAUACAUAUCAGAAAAUAUUUAAGGUAAAUUGCAGUUACUUGUAAGAAUAAACUCAGUAUAAAAAGUUAUUUGAAAUGACAAUAAAACUCUUGACAGAUAUAAUGUCUUCUUGAUUUCGGUUUUCACUUUGUUGUUCAUGUGCAGAUGUGUAAUUGUCCUUCAUAAAUUCAAUGUACCGGUGCAUGUUGUUUCAUUUAGUAAACAUGUAAAUGUUUCAAUGAUGACAUGAUACCUAUUUUGAUAGACAAUAAUGUGUAGGCUGUAUAAGUAUGUACUCUGUAUUUGGUGUUUUAUAAAUGUUAAUGUUUUUCUCUGUUUACUCAUUAAACGUAAUGCUGUUUUUUAACAAUUGUUUUAAUAUAGGCACUUUCUGCAUCUGGAAUGUCAGAACUUUAGAAUUUUUGGUAAUGUAGAUGUUUCAAAAAUUGUUUUCAAUUUACAGAUUGUUUACAUGUAUACAUAUGUAUGUAUUUGUAAUAUUGUAUAAAACAUGUACAUUAAGAUGACAAAGUUUUUAACAGUGGUUUCUUUUAUAAAUUUCAUUUUACAAUAUUUACAUGUGCUGUUAUAGUAUAUCCAGUCAUUUUAGUCUUUAGUCUUUCAUUUAUGCUAAGGGCCAUUUCAAUUUCCUAUGCCGUUUUUUUAUGAGAAAGAAGUUAUAGAUUUGCUCUUGCCUGUCAAAAAAUCAUGAAACUUAGUAAGAAACUUGUUUUACUGAUUUCUCUGCAGAGCUUGAAAAUGGUUCUUUUUCUUUGAAAAACAUGACUUCUAAGAAGCAGGUCAGUUUUCCUUACAGGGCUGUAGAAAUACAGUAGAAGUCACACUUUUUGCCCAAUCAUUAUUAUACUUAUUCCAUUUUUUGUUUUGUUCAAGGUUUAUGAAACUUGAUCAGAACCUUUGUCUUAAUGAUAGUUUGGCUAGGGUUGAAAAAGGUUUUAUUUUUUAAAUAAAAGAACGCCUGGGAUGGGAUGGCAGUUUUCCAUGAUGGGCAAUGGUGAGACAAUACCAUGCAGCUUAGAACAGUACAUUUGGGUCUUAGGUGAGCCCGUAAGGGACUUUGGCUGUCAUGUUUAGUUUUAUAUUCCUUCUCCGAAUAAAGAUUUUGAGGAUAAAUAUUUAUGUUAAAUGUUGCAAUAUAUAUGUUUUAGUGUUUUGUCAUCAUAUACGUAAACUGACUAAUUGAGAUUUAAUUUGUUCACUGAAGUAAUGUGGACCACUUUGACAAGCUUAAUUGUAAUAAAUUCAUCAAAUGUUGUUUACUUGUAAUGUUAUAAAGUGUAUAAACUAUGCUUAUCAAUUAAAGGAUAGAGAUGCAAAAUUAUAUGAUACUAGUAAAUCAUAAUGUUCUUGGUGUAGGCCUUGUACUAUCCUACAUUCUUGACAGAUAUUUUUACCCGAAUCUAAAGAUUUUUUUAAUUUCCAUUUCAUACUCCUAUUUUACUUAUAUAUACUCACAUUUACUUAUAUAUACUCACAUUGACUUUAAUCUCCUUUUUUUCAAUUGUGUAUGUUAUCAUGUUUUUAAAAUAAUUAACUCUGUAAGUAACUGGUACUGUUUUCAUGGAAUCUGAAAAAAAAUGCAGGCAAAAAAAUAAUAAUCAAGAAACGAAUCUUAUUAUAACCUUAAUAUCUCUAAAAAGAACAUAUUAUGGGAUUUAGCGGAUGGCCAAAUUGGCACAUUUAUUUUUAGCUCACCUGAGCACAACGUGCUCAUAGUGAGCUUGUGUGAUCGCUUUUUGUCCGUCAUGCGUCGUGCGCCGUCAUCCUUUGCCUUGUUAACUCUCUAGUGGCCACAUUUAUUGUCCAAUCUUCAUGAAAUUUGGUUAGGAGAUUGGUCUCAAUGAUAUCUUGGAUGAGUUCGAAAAUGGUAACGUUUGCUUGACAAACAUGGCUGCCAUGGGGCGGGGCAUUUUUCCUUAUAUGGCUAUAGUAAAAUCUUGUUAACUCUCUAGAGGCCACAUUUAUUGUCUGAUCUUCAUGAAACUUGGUCAGAAGAUUCAUCCCAAUAAUAUAUUGGAUGAGUUCGAAAAUGAUGCCGGUUGGUUGAAAAACAUGGCCGCCAGGGGGCGGGGUAUUUUUCCUUAUAUGGCUAUAGUAAAACCUUGUUAACACUCUAGAGGCCACAUUAUUUUCCGAUCUUCAUGAAACUUGGUCAGAAGAUUUGUCCCAAUGAUAUCUUGGAUGAGUUCAAAAAUGGUAACCUUUGCUUGAAAAACAUGGCUGCCAAGGGACGGGGCAUUUUUCCUUAUAUGGCUAUAUAUUGCUAUAGUAAAAUCUUGUUAACACAGUAAAGGCCACAUUUAUUGUCCAAUCUUCAUUAAACUUGAUCAGAAGAUUCAUCCCAAUAAUAUCUUGGACGAGUUCGAAAAUGAUGCCGGUUGGUUGAAAGCAUGGCCGCCAGGGGGCGGGGCAUUUUUCCUUAUAUGGCUAUAGUAAAACCUUGUUCACUCUCUAGAGGCCACAUUAAUUUUGCGAUCUUCAUAAAACUUGGUCAGAAGAUUUGUCUCAAUGAUAUCUUGUAUGAGUUCGAAAAUGGUAACCUUUGCUUGAAAAACAUGGCUGAUAAGGGGCGGGGCAUUUUUCCUUAUAUGGCUAUAGUAAAAUCUUGUUAACACUCUAGAGGCCACAUUUAUAGUCCGAUCUUCAUGAAACUCGGUCAGAAGAUUCAUCCCAAUAAUAUCUGGGACGAGUUCAAAAAUGAUGCCGGUUGGUUGAAAAACAUGGCCACCAUGGUGGCGGAGCAUUUUAUCUUAUAUGGCUAUAGUAAAACCUUGUUAACAUUCUAGAGGUAACAUUAAUUUUCCGAUUAUCAUGUAACUUGGUCAGAAGAUUUGUCCCAAUGAUAUCUUGGAUUAGUGGGAAAAUGGUUUUGGUUGCUUUACAAACAUGGCCACCAGGGGUGGGGCAUUUUUCCUUUUAUGGCUAUAGAAAAACCUUGUAAACACUCUAGACUAGAGGCCACAUUUAUUUUCUGAUCUUCAUGAAAGUUGUUAAGACGAUUUGUCCCAAUAAUAUCUUGUUAUCUCAGGUGAGCGACUUUAGGCCUUUCAGGCCCUCUUGUUUUUCUCUCUAACAUGUUCAGUUUUCAUAAUAUAUAUUUACCAAACAUUCUGAAAAUGUUUGUUGAGAUAAAAUGGAGGCAAUCUUUUAUAACUCUGACAGUUGUCCUCAUUUAUUUACCAAACCUUCAGGAAAUGUUUCUUGACUUGACAUAAAAUGGAGAACAGCAUAAAAUGGAGGCCUGGUUUGAUUACCAGCCAAAUGGUACCAGGAACUUCAGAUUAACUGCCCUUUGUUUAUAAGAAAAAUGCUGUUCAAACUCUCUAAAUUUAUUCACUGUUCACAGCAUCUUCACCUAACUUUCUUGAUAUUUUUUUUAAUUAAAUGGAAGUUAAUUUUAAUAAUCAAAUAACAAAUAUGGCAUCCCAUGGGGUCCACUUCUUAGACAGGGCGUACUUCUAUCACUGACCUUUUUUUUAAAUUAAAUGUACCCUAAACAUAUCACCAUAAUAAGUAACAUUUAUUAUGUUCAAUUUAGAAAUGAACUAUUUUAUUAUUUAUUUUGUCAUACUGAUGUUUACAACUUGUUUUAAAACUAUGGGUUUGUAUAAAUUUAUAAUUGUUUAUUCUUGAUUUCAUCUGUGCUCUUUUUUGAACAAAUCGUAUUUCAGCAUUUAUCACUACAGUCUCUUUCAAUAAAAAAAGCAACUUA
Dreissena polymorpha is the source of this 6396-nucleotide messenger RNA. Its product is annotated as putative ferric-chelate reductase 1. Gene Ontology annotation, molecular function: oxidoreductase activity, acting on metal ions. The record is from RefSeq and is a predicted model, not a curated record. The transcript has 19 exons. Lineage: Eukaryota; Metazoa; Mollusca; Bivalvia; Myida; Dreissenidae. The coding region runs from base 219 to 2135 and encodes 638 amino acids.